AGCCACAAAUGGAGACGCCGAAGUCUGUCUGAAUGAUCGUGUAUGUUUCCACCUGAUUGGAGUAGAAAUACAGUAGCUAGCGAGGUGGGUGGGACCUGUAGGAAUAUCUAUCUCCUAUUGCUGUCAGAUCUUUCACUCUUGGACCGUUCGGCCCUUUGGAAAUCGAGGUUUGAGGAACUUGGCUUCUCCAUUCAGCUUUAGCUAGCAUCUUCAUCUCUACCUCCGCAGUAAGUUGGCUAACGUUGCACCGAGAACUGAUACAAAACUAAAUGACUCAAAGCUUUCACUGUCGGAUAACGAAUGUUGGAGACGGAAUUAUGACGUGUGUGUGUGCGCGUAGUUUAGCGGUUAAGAUGGAUGUGCUACAAGUGUAACAUAGCCUAUAUCAAUCUGAGUACUUCUUAGCACGUUCGGUUCCUUAAUCAAUGGGUCAGGACCUUUGGGUUUCAUAGCUAGAUGAUUUUGAGCUACUCGCGGUAGUUGCUAACGGUGCGCCUGAGAAUGUUACAAAACUGAAAACACACAUUAAAACGCAUGCGGACGUGUUGGCGAAUAUGACGUGUGGAUUAGCGCUAGUAGGUAAGAAUGUGCAAAAGUAUAGAUACCUCUAUACGAAUUCACGAAGAGUCAUUCUAAACAGAUGUCUCUACCAUAACAAAUUGCGUGGCCACAGGUCCUUGGCUUUUUAACAAAUAAUUUUGUUAAUCGGCAUGGGUAGGGUUAGGGCGCCUUUGUGCAUAUGCUUACGCAAGUCAGUAUGGUAAGGUACAUAGCAUAGACGGAGGGUUAGGGUAGGGCUAGGGAAUUAGCUUUCCUAAGUAAUGGUAGAUUAUAUAGUAGCCUGCUAAGCGAAUUUAAGGUCAUUGGUAUAGGCAUAGCCUACAGUCGGAAGGGUUAGGGUUAGGGUUAGGGUGUAGGCAUAGCCUACAGUCGGAAGGGUUAGGGUUAGGGUUAGGGUGUAGGCAUAGCCUACAGUCGGAAGGGUUAGGGUUAGGGUUAGGGUGUAGGCAUAGCCUACAGUCGGAAGGGUUAGGGUUAGGGUUAGGGUGUAGGCAUAGCCUACAGUCGGAAGGGUCCGCAAUUUGAGCAGUGCGUGCUGCAAAUACCAAAAUAGAUUAUAAUUGAGUUGCGACUGUCAGUGAAAAGCGGAGACCCAGCCAGGCAUAUCGCAAUAUUAAAAAAUACGAUGGCGGAAAAACAGUUUGGAAAGCAAAUGUUUAUUGCUGUAAAGAGAUUACAUGAAAAUACUCUAAUCUGUCUUUAAGUGAUCAACAUUCUUAACUUAAUUGGGCGAACAGUAGCCUAUCGUAUUGGCACCAACUGAGAACAUCGGCCAUAUCCCCAGUGAGUGUGCAUAUUCACUGUCUUUAUCAUUGGGUCAGUGCCACUUGUUUGUUUUUUUGGACAAUAAUUUCUUCCUCCAGGUUAGAUGGAAGUCAUAUUAUAUUUGUGUCUCCCCUUCUCGUAGGCCGAUUAUAUGGACAACGUUGUUUUUAUUGAUCUGUUUGUCAGUGUCAGCAGAGUAGGCUACCCUGUAAUCUUUGUAGUAUAAAAAAAUAAAAUAAAUCCUUACAUCUACGUUCAUCCCUGUGUACACUACACGAUGUUGGUCCCGUUUCUGUCCCAGACAAGUUUUUGAGAUAUGAGACAACAUCCCCAUGUCUGUUUACUCGGGGCGCGCGAGCUUCACCGAUGCUCGUUUAAUGUGAGCGGGUCUGAGACGCAAUCUGGGUGCUACCGAGGUCGUCUUUGAACAGUCCCGAUGUUUCCAAACAUGUUUUAUUUUAUCGGCACAAUCUGCAAUGCUCGUGUAGUGUGAGAUGUGCAACGACAAGUUUUGAGAACUGUGAUCAUCAAUAGCCAAUGAAAGCUCGCCAGAGAAGAAGCCAGUGAUUUGAUGAUAUUGUUGGGCAUCACGCAGAAUGUGUAGACUCACGAACAGGAGCGAUGUCUACUACUAGUCUGCGUCUGUACUUGCCUUUAACCAAAGCCAAAGUGUCAAAUCAUUACAGCUCAGAAGUGCACAAGCAACGUUAUUCAAUUCAAAAUGUUGGCUAGACAUUUCAACUCUGUAUGGCAAGUGUGAAUGUCUGACUGAAUGUCUGAGACUGCUUUGAGCCAGACAGCGCGGGAUGGAGAAUCCUCACGACCAAGUGAAGAAUCUUGUAGUGUGACCCCAGUCUGUGCCACAUCGUUUAGUGUGCUCACUACUAUAAAGGCAAGACAAAAAAACCGACAGUCAUUUAAUGUGAGAGGCUCAGCGAUGUUAGGAUUUUGAAAGACAUGUAGUGUACACCAGGCUUAAGCGUAAGGUUGGGGGAUUCGAACCAGCUUUUCGACCUAUGUGAAAAAUCUGUUGAUGUGCACUUGAGUAAGGCACUUUACCUUGACUGCGCCUGUAAGUCGCUUUGGAUAAGUGUGUGUGUGAGCGAGAGAGGUUAUCCGUUUGUCAUUAGUAUCUCAGUAGCAGACCACCCUGCAGGCUGGCUGGCCUCUGAAGCUGAGCAGGGUCGGUCCUGGUCAGUACCUGGAUGGGGGAGCACAUUGCUGAUUGAUGCACUCCACCAACAUUUAUACUGAACAAAAUUAUAAACGCAACAUGUAACAAUUUAAGAUUUUACUGAGUUACAGUUCAUAUAAAGGAAAUCAGUUAAUUGAAAUAAAUUCAUUCUGCAUAUAUAUAUUUCAAAUGACUGGGAAUACAGAUAUGCAUCUGUUGGUCACAGUUACCUUAACAAAAUGGGGUGUGGAUCAGAAAACCAGUCAGUAUCUGCCAAAUUCUCUCAUGAUGGACGCGGCUUAUGGUAGAUAAUUUAACCGUAAAUUCUCUGGCAACAGCUCUGGUGGACGUUCCUGCAAUCAGCCUGCCAAUUGCACGCUCCCUCAACUUGAGACAUCUGUGGCAUUGUGUUGUGUGACAAAACUGCACAUUUUAGAGUGGCCUUUUAUUGUCCCCAGCACAAGAUGCACCUGGGUAAUGAUCAUGCUGUUUAAUCAGCUUCUUGAUAUGCCACACCUGUCAGGUGGAUGGAUUAUCUUGGCAAAGUAGAAAUGCUCACUAACGGGGAUGUAAACAAAUGUGUGCCAAAAAAUUGUGAGAGAAAUAAGCUUUUUGUGCGUAUGGAGCAUUUCUGGGAUCUUUUUAUUUUAGCUCAUGAAACAUGGGACCAACACUUUACAUGUUGGGUUUAUAUUUCUGAACGCUAUAGUUAUGUUCCUCUAGUCAAGCCUCUACCCAGCCCUUACCCUCUGAUGCUUAGGCAAUAUUCAGAUUCUCUGCCCUCCUCAUGGAUUUAAAAGCAAUGGACUGGUGUGAAGAAUAUGGCGGAAACUCCCUCCGGUUAUGCUUUCACCAAUCCAGUGCUUUUAAAUGAAUGAAGGGGACUGAACAAGUGCACACUUCAGUAGAACGAUAGAGAAUCGGAACACAGCCUCAGCCUCCUAUGAAGGGGCAGCUGGUAACAUCUCUCUCACUUAUUGGCAGAUGGCGAAAAGCCCAGUCCGAGCCGCUGGUGUCCCCCACCCCUACUGGCCGCGGGACCUGUCCAUCCCAGGCUACGUGGCCAACGAUAGGUCAAUGCAUGAGAUCCUGUCCUUUCUGUUCUCUGUGUCGGGUCUCUUCAUGCUGUCCAGCUGGGUCCUGACGGGCCGGGAGUGGGCCAGGGAUGGCCAAGGUCAGGGGUUCGGCGUGGCCAGGCGGCUGGCUAUCUGCUGGUUUGCUGUCUGUGGGUUCAUCCACGGGGUCAUUGAGGGAUGGUUCUCUCUCUAUUAUGACAUCAUCCCCUCAGACCAGAGCUUCCUGUCUCAGCUGUGUAAGUAGAACCUAGUACUAGAACCCUCUAGUAGAACCUCCAUUCACUACUAUAACCUAGUACUAGAACCCUAUGGUAGAACCUCCAUUCACUACUAUAACCUAGUACUAGAACUCUCUAGUAGAACCUCCAUUCACUACUAUAACCUAGUACUAGAACCCUCUAGUAGAACCUCCAUUCACUACUAUAACCUAGUACUAGAACCCUCUAGUAGAACCUCCAUUCACUACUAUAACCUAGUACUAGAACCCUCUAGUAGAACCUCCAUUCACUACUAUAACCUAGUACUAGAACCCUCUAGUAGAACCUCCAUUCACUACUAUAACCUAGUACUAGAACCCUAUGGUAGAACCUCCAUUCACUACUAUAACCUAGUACUAGAACCCUAUGGUAGAACCUCCAUUCACUACUAUAACCUAGUACUAGAACCCUAUGGUAGAACCUCCAUUCACUACUAUAACCUAGUACUAGAACCCUCUGGUAGAACCUCCAUUCACUACUAUAACCUAGUACUAGAACCCUCUAGUAGAACCUCCAUUCACUACUAUAACCUAGUACUAGAACCCUCUAGUAGAACCUCCAUUCACUACUAUAACCUAGUACUAGAACCCUCUAGUAGAACCUCCAUUCACUACUAGAACAUAGUACUAGAACCCUCUAGUAGAACCUCCAUUCACUACUAUAACCUAGUACUAGAACCCUCUAGUAGAACCUCCAUUCACUACUAUAACCUAGUACUAGAACCCUAUGGUAGAACCUCCAUUCACUACUAUAACCUAGUACUAGAACCCUAUGGUAGAACCACCAUUCACUACUAGAACCUAGUACUAGAACCCUCUGGUAGAACCUCCAUUCACUACUAGAACCUAGUACUAGAACCCUCUAGUAGAACCUCCAUUCACUACUAUAACCUAGUACUAGAACCCUCUAGUAGAACCUCCAUUCACUACUAUAACCUAGUACUAGAACCCUCUAGUAGAACCUCCAUUCACUACUAUAACCUAGUACUAGAACCCUCUAGUAGAACCUCCAUUCACUACUAUAACCUAGUACUAGAACCCUCUAGUAGAACCUCCAUUCACUACUAUAACCUAGUACUAGAACCCUAUGGUAGAACCUCCAUUCACUACUAUAACCUAGUACUAGAACCCUCUAGUAGAACCUCCAUUCACUACUAUAACCUAGUACUAGAACCCUCUAGUAGAACCCUCCAGUAGAACCUCCGGUCUCUUCUAGAACCCUCCUAUUGCAAGGAAAAGAGAACCCACAACAAGUAGAAUGUAACUAACAGAACGUUGUCUUCUCUCUUUGUCCACAGGGAAGGAGUACUCCAGAGGAGACAGCAGAUAUGUCAUGUAAGUUUUUUUUCUUUGUAAACUGUUGGUCCCAUGUUUAAUGAGCUGAAAUAAAAGAUCCCAGAAAUGUUCCAUAUGCACAAAAAGCUUAUUUCUCUCACAACCGCAGAGGGGGUGGGGGGAAAUGACUAUAGCGACGCAGAAUGACUAUUGAGGGGGAAUGACUAUAGGGGAGCAGAAUGACUAUUGAGGGGGAAUGACUAUAGGGGAGCAGAAUGACUAUUGAGGGGGUGGGGGGGGAAUGACUAUAGGGGAGCAGAAUGACUAUUGAGGGGGAAUGACUAUAGGGGAGCAGCAUGACUAUUGAGGGGGUGGGGGGGGAAUGACUUGAGCGGGAAGAUCUAUGAGGGAUGACAUAGAAUGACUAUUGAGGGGGAAUGACCAUAGGGGAGCAGAAUGACUAUUGAGGGGGAAUGACCAUAGGGGAGCAGAAUGACUAUUGAGGGGGAAUGACCAUAGGGGAGCAGCAUGACUAUUGAGGGGGAAUGACUAUAGGGGAGCAGAAUGACUAUUGAGGGGAAUGACUUGGGAGCAGCAUGACUAUUGAGGGGGAAUGACUAUAGGGGAGCAGCAUGACUAAUAACAGGAUGACUAUUGAGGGGAAUGACUUGCGGCACAGCAUGACUAUUGAGGGGGAAUGACUAUUGAGGGGAAUGACUUGCAGAGCAACAUGACUAUUGAGGGGGAAUUACUAUAGGGGAGCAACAUGACUAUUGAGGGGAAUGACUAUGGGGAGCAGCUGACUAUUAGGGGAAUUACCAUUGGGGCAGCUAAUGGGAUGAAGCGGAUAUUAAUUGAGGUGAUGAGCAUGAUAUUGAGGGGAAUGACUGAUCUGACAUGGGGAUUACAUGGGAGCAGUACAUGGGAAUGGGGGAAUUAUAUAGGGGAGCAGCAUGACUAUUAUGGGAAUACUAUUGAGGGGUGACAUGGGGCAGCAGCAAUGACUAUUGAGGGGAAUGACUAUAGGGGAGCAGCAUGACUAUUGAGGGGGAAUGACUAUGGGGAGCAGCAUGACUAUUGAGGGGGAAUGACUAUAGGGGAGCAGCAUGACUAUUGAGGGGGAAUGACUAUAGGGGAGCAGCAUGACACUGAGGGGGAAUGACUAUAGGGGAGCAGCAUGACUAUUGAGGGGGAAUGACUAUAGGGGGAGCAGCAUGACUAUUGAGGGGGAAUGACUAUAGGGGAGCAGCAUGACUAUUGAGGGGGAAUGACUAUAGGGGAGCGGCAUGACUAUUGAGGGGUGGGGAAUGACUAUAGGGGAGCGGCAUGACUAUUGAGGGGGUGGGGGGAAUGACUAUAGGGGAGCGGCAUGACUAUUGAGGGGGAAUGACUAUAGGGGAGCGGCAUGACUAUUGAGGGGGUGGGGGGAAUGACUAUAGGGGAGCAGAAUGACUAUUGAGGGGGUGGGGGGGAAUGACUAUAGGGGAGCGGCAUGACUAUUGAGGGGGUGGGGGGGAAUGACUAUAGGGGAGCGGCAUGACUAUUGAGGGGGAAUGACUAUAGGUGACCAAGUGAAAUAAAAACAUUUAAAAAACCAGUAAUAAUAUACAGUGCAUUCGGAAGGUAUUCAGACCCCUUGACUUUUUCCGCAUUUUGUUACGUUACAGCCUUAUUCUAAAAUGGAUAAAUAAAUCUACACCCAAUACCCCAUAAUGACCCAAUACCCCAUAAUGACCCAAUACCCCAUAAUGACCCAAUACCCCAUAAUGACCCAAUACCCCAUAAUGACCCAAUACCCCAUAAUGACAAAGCGAAAACUGGUUAUUAUAAUUUUUUGCUAAUGUAUAAAAAAUAAGCAAACUGACACCUUUUAUUUACAUAAGUAUUCAGACCCUUCGCUGUGAGACUCGAAAUUGAUUUCAGGUGCUUCCUGUUUCCAUUGAUCAUCCUUGAGAUGUUUCUACAACUGGAUUGGAGUCCACCUGUAGGAAUUUCAAUUGAUUAGACAUGAUUUGGAAAGGCACAUGCAUCUCUAUAUAAGGUCCCACAGUUGACAGUGCAUGUCAGAGCAAAAACCAAGCCAUGAGGUCGAAGGAAUUGUCCGUAAAGCUCUGAUACAAGUGUGUCGUGGCACAGAUCUGGGGAAGGGUACCAAAACAAUUAUGCAGCAUUGAAGGCCUCCAUUCUUAAAUGGAAGAAGUUUAGAACCACCAAGAAUCUUCCUAGAGCUGGCCGCCCGGCCAAACGGAGCAAUCGGGGGGAGAAGGGCCUUGGUCAGGGAGGUGACCCGAUGGUCACUCUGACAGAGCUCUAGGCUUCCUCUGUGGACAUGGGAGAACCUUCCAGAAGGACAACCAUCUCUGCAGACUCUACCAAUCAGGCCUUUAUGGUAAAGUGGCCAGAUGGAAGCCACUCCUCAGUAAAAGCCACAUGACAGCCCGCUUGGAGUUUGCCAAAAGGCACCUAAAGGACUCUCAGACCAUGAGAAACAAGAUUCUCUGGUCUGAUGAAACCAAGAUUGAACUCUUUGGCGUAAAUGCCAAGCGUCACGUCUGGAGGAAACCUGGCACCAUCCCUACGGUGAAGCACGGUGGUGGCCGCAUCAUACUGUGGGGAUGUUUUUCAGCGGCAGGGACAGGGAGACUACUCAGGAUCGAGGCAAAGAUGAACGGAGCAGAGUACAGAGAGAACCUGCUCCAGAUCUCUCAGGACCUCAGACUGGGGCAAAGGUUCACGUUCCAACAGGAGAACAACCCUAAGCACACAGCCAAGACAACGCAGGAGUGGCUUCGGGACAAGUCUCUGAAUGUCCUUGAGUGGCCCAGCCAGAGCCCGGACUUGAACCCGAUCGAACACCUCUGGAGAGACCUGAAAUUGGCUGUGCAGCAACGCUUCCCAUCUGACUGAGCUUGAGAGGAAUGGGAGAAACUCCCCAAAUACAGGUGUGCCAAGCUUGUAGCGUCAUACCCAAGAAGACUCGAGGCUGUAAUCGCUGCCAAAAGUGCUUCAACAAAGUACGGAGUUGACGUACCAGACUGUGAUUCAGCCCGACAGUAUGCUCUCGAUGGUGCUCCUGUAGAACACUGUGAGGCCCUCGGACAGGCCACAUUUCUUCAGCCUCCUGAGGUUGAAGAGUCACUGUCGUGCCUUCUUCACUAAGGUGUCCGUGAGGUUAGACCAUUUCAGCUCCUCUGAGAUGUGUACGCCGAGGAAUUUGAAGUUAUUAACGGUCUGCACACGGCCCCGUUGAUGAGGAUGGGGGCGUGUCCAGCCUGGUUCCUCCUGAAGUCCACAAUCGGCUCCUUUGUUUUGCAAACGUUGAGGGAGAGGUUGUUUACCUGGCACCAUGCUGUCAGAGUGCCUCCCUCCUCUCUGUAGGCUCUCGUCGUUGUUGGUAAUCAGGCCUACUGCUGUUGCGUCGUCAGCGAACUUGAUGAUGGAGUUGGAACUGUGUGAGCCUACGCAGUCGUGGGUAUACAGAGAAUACAGGAGGGGACUGAGGACGCACUCUUGUGGGGCCCCUGUGUUGAGGAUUAGUGUGGAGGAGGGAAUGUUGCCUACCUUCACCACCAGGGGGCGGCCCGUCAGGAAGUCCAGGACCCAGUUGCAGAGGGGGGAGUUCAGACCCAGGGCUGUGAGCUUUGUGAUGAGUUUAUAGGGCACUAUAGUAUUGAAAGCCGAGCUGUAGUCGAUCAACAGCUUUCUCACAUAUGUAUUCCUUUUGUCCAGGUGGGUAAGGGCAGUGUGCAGGGCAAUGGCGAUUGCGAUUGCGUUGUUAGGUGACCUGGUAGGUGAAUUGGAGAGGGUGGAGUGUGUCAAGGAGGUGAUAUGAUCUUUGAUUAGCCUCUCAAAGCACUACUGACUGGUUUUCUAAUCCACGCUUUUUAUUUUUUUAAGGUACAGUGUCUGUGACCAACCGAUGCAUAUCAGUAUUCCCAGUCAUGUGAAAUACAUAGAUUAGGGUCUAAUGAAUUUUAUUUCAAUUGACUGAUUUCCUCAUGAACUAACUCAGUCAAAUCUUUGAAAUUAUGCAUGUUGUGUUUUAUAUUUUUGUUCAGUAUACUAACUGUAGGCUAAGGAGAACAAUUAAAUCAACUGCGGAGUGUUCUCCCCCCUCCUGUUCUAUCUCCCUCUCUGUGUAGAGCUGAUAACUUCACGGUGUGUAUGGAGACAGUAACAGCCUGGUUCUGGGGUCCAUUCAGUUUGUGGACGGUGUUUGCCUUCCUGGCCAACAAACCAUACCGCUUUGUCCUGCAACUGAUUGUCUCUCUUGGUAGGUACACUGGUAGGGUACCUUGGGGGUGGGGGGGUGGAGGCGUAAACCCUAUGAGCUGAUUACCUGGUGGGGGUGGGGGGGGGGUGUAACCCUAUGAACUGAUUACCUGUGGGGGUGGGGGGGGGUGGUAAAACCCUAUGAGCUGAUUACCUGUGGGGGUGGGGGGGGGGGGGGUGUAAACCCUAUGAACUGAUUACCUGUGGGGGUGGGGUGGGGUGUAAACCCUAUGAACUGAUUACCUGUGGGGGUGGGGGGGGGUGUAAACCCUAUGAGCUGAUUAACCUGUGGGGGUGGGGGGGGGGGGUGUAAACCCUAUGAAACUGAUUACCUGUGGGGGUGGGGGGGGGUGUAAACCCUAUGAACUGAUUACCUGUGGGGGUGGGGGGGGGGGGGUGUAAACCCUAUGAGCUGAUUACCUGUGGGGGUGGGGGGGGUGUAAACCCUAUGAACUGAUUACCUGUGGGGGUGGGGGGGGGUGUAAACCCUAUGAACUGAUUACCUGUGGGGGGUGGGGGGGGGUGUAAACCCUAUGAACUGAUUACCUGUGGGGGUGGGGGGGGGGGGGGUGUAAACCCUAUGAACUGAUUACCUGUGGGGGUGGGGGGGGUGUAAACCCUAUGAACUGAUUACCUGUGGGGGUGGGGGGGGUGUAAACCCUAUGAGCUGAUUACCUGUGGGGGUGGGGGGGGGUGUAAACCCUAUGAACUGAUUACCUGUGGGGGUGGGGGGGGUGUAAACCCUAUGAGCUGAUUACCUGUGGGGGUGGGGGGGGUGUAAACCCUAUGAACUGAUUACCUGUGGGGGUGUAAACCCUAUGAGCUGAUUACCUGUGGGGGUGGAUGUGUAAACCCUAUGAGCUGAUUACCUGUGGGGGUGGAUGUGUAAACCCUAUGAACUGAUUACCUGUGGGGGUGGAUGUGUAAACCCUAUGAGCUGAUUACCUGUGGGGGUGGAUGUGUAAACCCUAUGAACUGAUUACCUGUGGGGGUGUCCUCUGUCUCCAGGUCAGCUGUGUGUGUUAACCCCUGUCCUCUGUCUCCAGGUCAGCUGUGUAUGUGUUAACCCCUGUCCUCUGUCUCCAGGUCAGCCCUGUCCUCUGUCUCCAGGUCAGCUGUGUGUGUGUUAACCCCUGUCCUCUGUCUCCAGGUCAGCCCUGUCCUCUGUCUCCAGGUCAGCUGUGUGUGUUAACCCCUGUCCUCUGUCUCCAGGUCAGCCCUGUCCUCUGUCUCCAGGUCAGCUGUGUGUGUUAACCCCUGUCCUCUGUCUCCAGGUCAGCCCUGUCCUCUGUCUCCAGGUCAGCCCUGUCCUCUGUCUCCAGGUCAGCUGUGUGUGUUAACCCCUGUCCCCUGUCUCCAGGUCAGCCCUGUCCUCUGUCUCCAGGUCAGCUGUGUGUGUGUUAACCCCUGUCCUCUGUCUCCAGGUCAGCCCUGUCCUCUGUCUCCAGGUCAGCUGUAUGUGUUAACCCCUGUCCUCUGUCUCCAGGUCAGCCCUGUCCUCUGUCUCCAGGUCAGCUGUAUGUGUGUUAACCCCUGUCCUCUGUCUCCAGGUCAGCUUUAUGGGGCGGUCCUGUAUUUUUACACAGAGCACCGUGAUGGUUACAGCCACAGUCAGAUGGGACAUCCUCUGUACUUCUGGUUCUAUUUUGUCUUCAUGAACGUCCUCUGGAUCAUCAUUCCUCUGGUCCUCAUACUGGACGCAUGGAGACACAUGCAGCAGGCCCAGACACACACUGACCUGGCCCAGAAGGAGAAGAUGAACUGAUGAGAGGAGGGGGGGUGUAACAAAGGAUCAUAUAACAAUAGCUUGAUUGAGAAAGGGAGAUAUUUUAGCGCUGUUGAACAGAACUCUGAAUAAUAAUGCUAAUAAUGUGUAAACUGACCAAACAAAACAAUGUUGAGAUGCACUGUAUCAUGUGUGUGUGGAUUGUAUAGAAUCUUUUCCAUUAUGCAAUGGGCCUUUUCCCUUUUUCUAAACUGAUUAAACACAUGAAGACAA
Coregonus sp. 'balchen' is the source of this 11378-nucleotide messenger RNA. The record is from the annotation of a GenBank genome assembly. Lineage: Eukaryota; Metazoa; Chordata; Actinopteri; Salmoniformes; Salmonidae.